Messenger RNA from Sclerotinia borealis F-4128, 519 nucleotides. Lineage: Eukaryota; Fungi; Ascomycota; Leotiomycetes; Helotiales; Sclerotiniaceae. The record is from the annotation of a GenBank genome assembly.
AUGUCAUCAACACCCAGUGAUAAUUUGAACUCACCCAGCAAACCAAAGACAACCAAUAGAUUCCACCCAUCUCAUCCUCAAACCAGCAAUCCCAGAUCAACCACCAACGCACCCCACCAUCAAACCAUCCUCCUCCUCUUCUCAUCAUCACCCUACUACACCGAACUCCAACAGAUGCAGAAAGAAUAUCAGACCUCUAGCCACAACACCCUCCUCCAAACACAAAACUCACUAUCCAUUUAUCGCAACGCAGUCCGAACACGCAGUCCCAUGGGUAUACAGGCGGCCCAAGAGAUGAUCGAUCGGAAUGUACAGGAAAUGGUAGAGUUCCAUGAGGAGAAAAAAAGAAAAUGGGAUGUGGUGAUGGAGAGGUUGGCGGAGGAUGUGGGAGGGUAUUUGGGCAGGGUUCUUAAAGAGGUGGUAAGGGAGAUGAAUGGGAGGGUAGGGUUGGUGGGGAGUGAGAUGAAUUUGGAGGGGGUGUUGAAUGAGGUGGGAACGAGGAUGUAUGCUGAGAAAUGA